AUGGCAUAUUCCCCUAAGUCCAGCAAGCCCAUGGCAUAUUUCCCUAAGUCCAGCAAGCCCAUGGCAUAUUCCCCUAAGUCCAGCAAGCCCUUGGCUUAUUUCCCUAAGUCCAGCAAGUCCAUGGCAUAUUCCCCUAAGUCCAGCAAGUCCAUGGCAUAUUCCCCUAAGUUCAGCAAGCCCUUGGCUUAUUUCCCUAAGUCCAGCAAGCCCUUGGCAUAUUCCCCUAAGUCCAGCAAGCCCUUGGCUUAUUUCCCUAAGUCCAGCAAGCCCUUGGCUUAUUUCCCUAAGUCCAGCAAGCCCUUGGCUUAUUUCCCUAAGUCCAGCAAGCCCUUGGCAUAUUCCCCUAAGUCCAGCAAGCCCAUGGCAUAUUCCCCUAAGUCCAGCAAGCCCAUGGCAUAUUUCCCUAAGUCCAGCAAGUCCAUGGCAUAUUCCCCUAAGUCCAUAGGCUCCAGACCAUUUUAUGCACGAGAAACUCAGUCAUUACCCAUCAUACGCUUCUGCUCAAUGGCUUCGGUCAAUGGAUUCAAUUAUCUGAUUGUAAGAUCGUGGGAGAAUGAGAGGG
Procambarus clarkii (red swamp crayfish) is the source of this 562-nucleotide messenger RNA. Lineage: Eukaryota; Metazoa; Arthropoda; Malacostraca; Decapoda; Cambaridae. The record is from RefSeq and is a predicted model, not a curated record.